Messenger RNA from Ogataea philodendri, 3162 nucleotides. RefSeq lists its product as uncharacterized. Bases 1 to 3162 code for a protein of 1053 amino acids. Gene Ontology annotation, biological process: protein phosphorylation. The record is from RefSeq and is a predicted model, not a curated record. Lineage: Eukaryota; Fungi; Ascomycota; Pichiomycetes; Pichiales; Pichiaceae. Gene Ontology annotation, molecular function: protein kinase activity; ATP binding. The transcript has a single exon.
AUGUCUUACAAAACGGGCAGAUCCAUGCUGGAUCUGUUCCGAGAAACAGAUGACGACCAUAACAACAAUAACUACACAGAUGAAUUCGAAACUGCAGAGUUGCUCACCACUACACGGAAGUUUCUACAGCAACAGUAUGAAAUCGAUAACGCGCUAAAACAAAUGAACCCAAACAAUGUUAACCACAACAACCGUCGUUCUUCAACACUUGGGCAACAAUUAACUCAGAAGGAACGCCAAAUGCUGGGUCGCACUGGAAAUAAACAGCGCGAAUCCUCUGUGGCUUUGCGGAUCAAUCGAUCUGGUCGUCCGAGUCACUCAAAUCGCUCAAAUCGCUCAAAUCGAUCCAAUCGUCCUGAUCUGCCUAAACUGCGAAAUCAUACUCUUCACGCCAUGUCUGAUCUCUCCUCUGACGAAUUCGCCAAAUACGUUAAACUCAAGCAUGUCGGCAGGGGAGCAUACGGCGGCGUUUACCAAACCAAGCAUUCCGUCACUGGAGAAAUAUACGCCAUGAAAGUCAUAGAGCUAGAUUCAUACCAUUCAGAUCAGCCGUCCAGUUCUUCCGCCACCUCGUCAACACAGGAACAUCUCAUGAACGAAAUACUCAUCAUGAAGCAAUUCGAUAAUGUCAAUGUUGUCAAGCUAUUUCAUUACCACAUGAAUUCUACGUCCAUGAACUUGAUCAUGGAGUUCUGUGACAGUGGCUCCCUUAGGGACCGCUACAAAGCCAAGGGGCCAUUGCCCGAACUCGAAGUCGUUGAGUAUACCAAACAGAUACUCGACGGUUUAAUAUACCUUCAUCGCAAACACUUUAUACACAGCGACAUCAAGGCUGCCAACAUAUUGCUCAAAAAGGGGAUCAUCAAAUUGGCCGAUUUUGGCGUGAGUACCAAGUUCGAAAUCAAAGACGACAUCGAGACUCUACGAAGUGAUAAGAAGAAAAAGGAAGCCAAUGGUUCGCCUUACUGGAUGGCUCCUGAAGUUAUCAGGCUACAAGGAGUAUCUACUGCCUCCGAUAUCUGGAGUUUGGGAGCUACCGUUGUUGAGCUCCUAACGACCCAACCACCCUUUUACCAACACGAUCCGUUCCCAGCAUGCCAUGCGAUUGGCUCAGGGGAACCUCCUGCAAUUCCUUCGGGCAUUUCAAACGAGUGUUUUAAGUUUUUAGCCGAUGGUUGUUUCCAACAGGAUCGCAAGGCUCGAUUGACCGCUGAACAGCUUUCGAAACACCCAUGGAUAGUAAGAGACGCUCGUUUCGAUGAUUCAAUGCGGUCGAGUGUCAACAAGGAAAACCGAAACGGGUUCUUGAAGCAGUACAAUGAGCUGUUUCAAAGUAAUUACGAUAACGAUUUUGAAGAGCAGUCAAUCAAUCUUCUCAUGACCAUCAAUACCACCAACAAGAAACAAAGACUCGAGAUAUACAAGGAAACCAAUUCCGGCGACAGUGAUGAUGAUUUCAUUGAUAUGUUUGAUAUUGAUGAUUUCAAAGAUCUUGGCAUCGAGGAUCAGCAAGAAGUGAAUAUCCGAGAACAGAAACAGGAAUUCAUUCGAGAGCUAAUCGAGAAGACAGAGGAGGCAGACCUGGAGGAACUUCAGUUUAUCAACAAGUUCGCCUCUGACAAGGAGGAUUCCAUGAACCAGGACGACGACGAUAAGGUACAAACCGGGCUAGACUUUGUAAUUUCGUGCCUCAUUGAUCAGAAGUUUGUCUACAAGUUGAAUUCCAGGAUAAUAGUUGAGCAAUCCGACGAUUGCAAGAUUGAGCUAAUGAAGAUAGCUAUCAAGCUAUUCGAGAACGAUAGCCAGAGUCUUGUCACGUUUUACCAUUGUGGUUGCACUUCCAAGAUUAUUAAGGAGCUCUAUGAGGAGGACUGCGUCUUCCAGUAUCUGAAGAUGCUUGUCAAGUCGUACCUGCCGACGAUAUCUGUUAUAUCUACCGAGAUAUGCGAGAUUUUGGUGACGAUUUUAAAAGAUGGCGACCCGCUAAGGUUCAACGAUUGUGUGGAUAUGCUGAUCGACCUCUUUAGAAACGACAAGAUUGAGAAGCAAGGCAUGUCGGCCAUCACGAUUUCUCACUCGCUACCUCAGACACUGGCAUUCAGUCUGAGCAAUAUUCGCGGUCAUUUGAACGAGGCCAAAGAGGCAGAAGCCGGUCAAAUCGUCAAGCUGCUUGCAAAAGUGGCACACUAUUCUUCCAACUACGAAUGCAGCAAAUUCUUCACCAAGGACUUCUUCACUUGUUUAUUCAGAAGGUUCAACAAGAUACCGUUUGAGCUCAAACUGGAGAUAGUCAAGAUCGUGCACCGGUGUGGGAAGCUUGUUGAGCAAGUAUUGGAGCAGCUGGAUAGCACCCAGAUCCAACACGUCUCUGAUCAAAUAUUGGAGGACCUAUCCACUGAAGAUUGUUCCCGAGUGUAUGAGAAGUUUGUGAAAUGUGUGAUCCCGCUUCUGCACAAACUCUGUUUGCUGGAUCCAGACAGACAGGCCGAUCUUUUAUCUCCCAGCAGUAUUGAACUGUUUUCGCAUCUGUUGAGACUAUUUCCCAACAACAAACGCACAGAGUCUGUUAGGACCCAGAUAAUCAAUCUGUUUAUGGACGCGGUUGGGAACACAGAGCUUUCGCAUGUCUGCAAACGGUACGGUGCCAUUGAGAUCCCUAUUAUUGUUCUUGGAGAGCCCGGCAGGCAUGUGGAUGCCAUUACACGCAUCUCAGAGCUGGUCCAGGCCGAGGAUGACAUUCUUGACGAGACGUUCCGGAAGAAGCCAGCGCUUGUGAGCAUGUUCCUGGCGAGUCUCAAAGUGAACGAGGAGCUGGGCCCGUUUCUUGGCGAGCUUUUGAAGAUUCUCCAGAAAUACCAAAUAUUAUGGACAAAGACACAGAAAAAACACCCACAGGCAUUCAGCAUAUACAACUACAUGUGCUCCUCGGAGGAGCUUCUCAACUGUCUUUUUGAACGGCUUUCGCAGCCGCAACUGGUGGACCCGAUCCAGGUGCUACGAGUGUUCCAGCUAUUGUACGAGCGCAGACCGCAAAGUUUCAUGUUGCGGGAAUUCAAGUCGGCAUUUCGCGAUCUGCGGGACGAACUGGACAAGCCGGACUUGCCAGACCGGUCUUCAUGCAUGAUCGACAUGAUUGACGAGAUUCUGGCUGACCGGUCAUGA